Messenger RNA from Cicer arietinum (chickpea), 1106 nucleotides. The record is from RefSeq and is a predicted model, not a curated record. NCBI's taxonomy places the organism in Eukaryota, Viridiplantae, Streptophyta, Magnoliopsida, Fabales, Fabaceae.
CAAUUUGUACCCACAUCAUAAACAAAAAUCGACUAAACGUGGAACUACACUUUGUUCCAUUGACUCUUAAAACACUUGAACUUUAAAACACUUGGAACUGCACUGUGCAUGAUGUCAGAGAAAACUCGAGUAUAAGCCCAAAGUUAUCCCCAGUUGGAACUGCACUCUGUCCAAAGAAAAUCGAUAUAACCCACGUUGUUCCGAGUCGGUGGAGAUAAAUCAUGGAGGAAACUCAUUAAUUGUCCGAGUCGGUGAAGAUAAAUUGUCGAGCAUAAGGUGGAUAAAAUUACAUGUCGAGCACUAUAUAUAUAUAUAUAUAGUUCUGUCACUAAUGAUAUCCACUAGUUCAAGAAACAUAUAUAUCAUAAAAACUAAAAAAAGUUAAUUAAGUGUCUUUGACAGAAAAAUGGCUUCGGUAGUGAACGAGACAAGCGACUCAGAAUCGCAUAAAGGAUGGAUGUCGUUGUCAACUAUAUCAACUCCACCUCUUCAGUUAGUAGCCAUAAUUGGCAUAGUGAUGUUCUUAUUGUGGACUUCAUCUUAUGUGAAUAUGCAGACAACAAGUACCACCAUAAACUUUUUCCUUUUGUUUUUGAGUCUUGUCAUUACCCUCAUUGCUCAAUUUGCACGCUACGUGGCUCCGACUUCGAAUGUGAUAACUUUGGAAGGUGGAGACGGGGGACAAUCCACUUGGGGAUCGGUUGCUUUGCUUAUGUUGCUUCUUGUUUACAUAUCAAAUCGACUUCAUCCUAUAUUUGUUAUUGCAAUAGUUUUUUUAUAUAUGUAUAUAUUAUCAGUGUAAGGAAUAUCUUUCCUUUAUAAUAAACUAUAAAUAUAAAUAGUAUUUAGAAAUUGAUAAUUAAUCUAUAUUUUCUAUUAGAUACCUCAACUUUUUAAAUACUCUUUUCUUUAUUUACAUGUGAGAAUGGAGGAAGUACUUUAUCGUUUGGUUUGUGGGUAGUUAGUCUUUAUUGUUAUUAUAUAUAGUUGUUAUCAUUCAAUAGUAGUUUGUUUUUAUCAAAUAAUAUAUUAAUAUAGAGUGGUUUAUAAUAAUGUUACCGUUCGUUAAUUUCAACUUUGUAUGUUAUUUCAUUAAUUUUCUUUUA